Salvelinus sp. IW2-2015 is the source of this 6809-nucleotide messenger RNA. The record is from RefSeq and is a predicted model, not a curated record. Lineage: Eukaryota; Metazoa; Chordata; Actinopteri; Salmoniformes; Salmonidae.
GAUGGAGCAGGACGCACCUGUGGGACGUGGGAGGAAUCCUGAGAUUCCAACAAACUCACAACUUUCUGAACUACCUGUACAGCAGAUAGUGUGUCGUUCAUUUAGAUACGCAUUUAACCGCGUGCAUCCGUUAAUUUAGAUAUAAAUCGAACGGUUAAUCCUAUUUGAUAACGCUACCAGCGCACGGGACUGGAGCGAAACGUUUAUUUUUCGUCUCUUUCUUGCUGUUUGUGGAUUAAAAUCAACCGUUUCUCAAUGAGCGACACGGAAAAUUACAGCUCGGAUUCCAAAUUGGAAUCUGUUAUACAGAGGGUGGAGGAGAGUGUGCUGUCUGAGGAGAAGAGGCUGACUGUCCGAGGCGCCUCCCCAGAAGACCCAACUAUGUGUCUACCUGCACGGGUCCGAGAGAUUGUCACCAAGAACCUCAAUGAGAGCUCACCAGGAGCCAUGUUCUCAGUGAUGUCUGUCCAAGAGGAGAACCGGGUGCUGCAGGUAGAGCUGGGAAGGAUGGAAGACCUGCUAGCCCAUUGCAAGGCGGACCGCGAUGAGCUGGCUAUCAAAUACAGCGCAAUCAGCGAGAGGCUAGAGCAUGCACUCUGCCUGGAGACGGGUGACGGGGAGCAGGCUUCACCAGAGUCUCGAAGCCUGGCUCAGCAGAACGUGGACCUGCGCCGACGUCUGGAUGAGGAGCAGGCGGCCUACAAGCGUAAACUCACAGCCUACCAGGAGGGCCAGCAGAGACAGGCUCAGCUGGUGCAGAAGCUGCAGGCCAAGGUCCUGCAGUACAAGAAGAGGUGUGGAGACCUGGAGCAGACUCUAGUGGAGAAGUCCUCGGAGCUGGAGCAGCACAGACUGAAKGAGGWGGAUCCYUGCGGCGACCUGGAAAAUGCUCUSAURCGGUUGGAGGAGGAGCAGCAAAGGAGCAGCAGUCUGUCUGCAGUGAACGCCAUGCUGAGAGAGCAGUUGGAGCAGGCAGGACUGGCCAAUGAGGCACUCAGCCAGGACAUACGCAGYCUCACUGCUGAUUGGUCCAAAUCCAGGGAGGAGCUGGAGCAGAGGGAGUCUGAUUGGAGGAGGGAAGAGGAGUCUUUCCACAGUUAUUUCAGCAGUGAGCACAGUCGUCUAUUGUCCCUAUGGCGACAGGUGGUGGGCUUCCGUAGGCAGGUGUCUGAGCUGAAGAGCGUUACAGAGAGAGACCUGUCUGACAUGCGUAACGAGCUGGUACAGACCUCCCACUCUAUCCAGUCAUCCUGCUCCGGCCUGUCCUCCACGCUGCGCAGCCGGGAGGGAGGGGCGGCCCUGGCUCUGGAGCGGGAGGUGGCGCUGCGGGGGCAGCUGGAGCUGCAGCUCAGAGAACGGGUGGCCGAGAUGAUGAGCCUGCAGACCAGGACAGACGCAGAGAGGGCCGAGCUCAACGCCAGACUGUCAGAUGCAGUGCAAGAGUGGGAGAGGCUGAAGGGGCAGACUGAGGACAGAGACAGAGACAUGGCCUCUCUGACCAGGAGACUGGAGGAGCAGAAUGGUAACGAUGAGACAGACAUGCAGGUGAUGAGAGCUCAUACUGAAACACUGCUGGACACACUGAGAGACAUUGCACAGACUGUGCUGUCUGAUGGGGACUCAUCAUCAGAGGCAGACCAGGAGAACACCGGAGCUCCUCUAUUGGCUCUGCUCCGUGGCUCCUCCCCUCACCGCUCCUUUUCACCACAGCGAUCCACCUCUCCCAGACGCUACUCCUCGUUGGCACCCGUCCCAGAAGCCAGCCUGUCUGCCCUGCGCUCUGUUGUCAACAGCAGACAUCUCCAGCUGCAGGAGGUCCGGGGGUGUCUGUCCUCUGCCCAUUCAUCAUUGCAGACACUGCGCAGACAGCUCGCAGAGGCGGAGUCAGCCAAGCGAGAGGCAGAGCAGCGCAGUCGGACCCUGCAGGGAGAGAGGGAUGGAGUUCAGAUAGAAAAAGACACCACGCAGAGAGAGAGAGACCGUCUGAAACAAGACAGAGACACACUGGCUAGUGAGAAGAUGGCUGUAGAGAAGGCAGCCCAGACAGCUCUGAUCAAGGCCCAGAUCCUGCAAAUGAACUGUGAAAAGCUUCAGCAGGCCGUGACGUCGGCCCAGAGAGAGAGGGAUCACGAGAGAGAGGAGAAGGAGGCCGUACUGCAGGAGAGAGACCGAGCCAAGGCUGAGACCGAACGACUUCAGAAGCAGUGGGAGCAGAGUGAGAGCCGGGCGUCUGUCCAGCGAGGGGAGCUGUCUGUAGUGAGAGAGACCCACCACCAGGUGGAGGUAGAGAAGCAGCUGCUGGAGGGGGAGAAGGCCCAGCUCACUGAGGCUCUGACCCGGGCUGAGAGCAGUAAUGCAGAGCUCUCUCUGCUGGUCAAUAAGCUUCACUCUGAGGAGGCUGCCCUCCAAGACUCUCUGGGCAAGAUGGGCAGCAUGAACGAGGGCCUGGCCCAGGACAAGUCUGACCUCAACUCCAUCAUCUGCCAGCUGGAGGAGGAGAAGGCCCAUCUGCAGGCCCAGAAGCGUGAGGCGGAGCAGGAGAAGCUGACCAUCAGAGAUGAGCUGGUCCGAGUGGAGCAGGACAGACUAGAGCUGGACACCGCCCGCCUCGCCCUCCACCAAUCACUGCAAGAGUCCGAGCUGAGCAGGGUGGGAAUGGAGGCGGAGCUUCAGAGUCUCCGGGCAGAUAGAGUGAAGCUGCAGGACAAAGUCACUCAGUUGUGUGGCGAGGUGAGCUCUCUGGGGGCGGAGUUGGGCAUGGCCCGGGGUGAGGAACAGAGACAGGGCGUGGCCCUGGAGGAAGUAGGGCGGGGCAGGGUGGAGCUGGCUAGAGAGAGGGCGAGGCUGGUGGUCCAGCUGACUGCGUCAGAGAGAGAGAACACCAACCUGACUGAGGAGCUGGCCGCAUUCAGGUCGGAGCGGGAGGCCCUGGAGACCAGCCUGUUUGAGGUGCAGCAACAGCUGGUGCAGCUGGAGUCUGGCAGAGAGCAGCUGGAGACAGAGAUCCAGAGCCUGCGGCUGCGCUGUGAGACAACCACUGCGGAGCUGAGGCGUGUGCGUGCUGACGGGGAGAAUGCACUGGCACAGAGUGAGCGGGAGAGAGAGGCUCUGAGCCGGGCCCUGAGCAGCACCCAGCAGGAGUCCCAGCAGGCCCUAUGCACCGCCAUCACUGACCACCAGGAGGAGGCAGAGAGACUGACCGCUGAGAAGGAGGCCCUGCGUCACAGUCUGGAGUCUGAACAGGAGGGGGCACUACGACGAGUCAGACAGGAGGCCGAAGAGCAGCUCCUCAGAGCCGAGAGAGACCGGGAAGACCUGAGAGAUGAAAUGAGGAGUCUGCAGCACCACAGAGACCAGAGUCUGCUACAGGCAGAGACAGAGAAACAACAGAUGCUGUCCCAGAAAGAAGCAGAGAAGGCUGUGCUGUCUGAGAGAGUGUCCAUCCUGCUAGCAGAGCUGGGUACUGCAGCCCUGGAGCUGGACAGACUAGCCAGGGAGGCAGCUCAUUACAAAGACCAGGAGAGGGCCUCAGUGGGAGCUCUGACCAUUGAGUUACUGGAGCUUCGCUCUCAGCUGGAGGACGCUGACAGUGUUCAUGAUCGGGAGCUACACAGGCUGCAGGAGAACUGCACUGACCUACAGACACACACUGACAUUGCACUCAAAGAGUUGGAGGAGUGCAGAGCUUCUCUCUCAGCCAGUGAGGAGAGCCGAGACCAGGUGAGGCGGGACAUGCUGGAGAUGGAAAGGCGCCUCAACCAAACCCGGGACACUGGAGAGGGGUACAGAAGGGACGGGGUGGAGCUACGGCGCACCCUCGGUGAUGUCACCAAGGAGAGAGACACUCUCAGCCUAUCAAAUGCCCAGCUGAGAGAGACACUGAGAAGUGCAGAUACUGAAAGAAUCAGUGUAAAGCGUCAGUGUGAGGAGAAGGAGCAGCGGCUGGCUGUUCUGGAGGAGAGCCUGUCGUCUGCCCAGAGAGAGGUGGCAGAACUCCGCAGCUGUUUGAGAGAGGUCGAGGGGUCACGACUGGAGGCCCGGAGAGAGCUGCAGGAGCUACGCAGACAGGUGAAGGUGCUUGAUGGAGAGAAGGAACUGAAAGGGAAGGAGGUGGCUGAGCUGCAGACGCGUCUCUCCCUGGAGGAGCAGAGAGAGGAGGAGAGAGGGAGGGCGAUGUUCUCUCUCAAACAGAAGCUGGUCGAGGCUGACACAGCCAGGACCACAAUCAAAAAAGAGCUGUCCAUCCUCCAGAGGCGUCUGACAGAGUCAGAGUCAGGCUGUCGGGGUUGUGAGAGGGAGCUGACGGCCCAGCUGCAGGAGGCCCGGGGCUGUGAGAAGAAGCUCCAGGAUGAGGCCAGGAACCUGUCCCUGCGGGCCCAGACAGCCCAGGACUCCCUCACCCUGUCUAGCCUGCAGCUCAGCGAGGCCCAGGGCCGCCUGGCAGCCACCGAGGCAGAGCUGGCCCGGUCCGAGGCCGGACGCAGGGGGCUGGAGUUCCGCCUGGGCAGCCUGCAUUCAGCGCUGACCCGUACACUGGGCAUCGGAGUGGGGGGCCGGAGCAGUGCCAGCUGGGGCAGGAGCCCCAGGGGGAGCUCCCCAGCAGCAUCCCACAGCAGCAUCACACGUCACCGUAGCCUCUCGCCUCUACGCUGCUCACUGUCGCCCCCCAAAGAUUUUGGAGGUUCGACCCCUGACAACACGUUGGGCUGCUCCAGGCCGAUCUCCCCAGAACGGGGUGACACGCCCCUCCCCAUGCCUCUGCCUGAGCUGGACCCUGAGACGCUGCGCUGUGGCCUUCGAGACUUCCUCCAGGAGCUCCGAGACUCUCGGAGAGACAGGGACGAGGCUCGCUGCCAGUUGGGGGCGCUACAGAGUGAGCUGGAGGAGAUGACGGGGGAGAGAGACUCCGCCCAGAACCACCUUUCUCAGCUACACAACACACUACAGGAGUGCCAGGAGGGUAAGCGUGGUGUUGACGGGCGUCUGAGCUCCACCCAGGCUAUGCUUCAGCAGCAGGAGGAGACGGUGAGGAGGGGAGAGAGGGAGAGGAGGGCCCUCACUGACAGAGUCAAGGUUCUGGAGAGAGCCCUGCAGACUGCAGAGACGGAGAGGAAACACACACAGGACCAGUUGAGUAAGCAGCGUGCGGGAGAGAUGCGUCUGGAGGCUGAGCGGAGGCGACUGCAGGAGGCCCUGGAGGCUGCCGAGGCCCGGGGGACCAGGGUGGAGCUGGGGAGACGCAGCCUGGAGGGGGAGCUGCAUAGACUCAAACUGAGCCUCGGGGAUAGGGAGGCCGAGAGCCAGGCCACCCAGGAGCGCCAUGACCUACUACUCAAACAGGUGGCGGAGGGGGAGAGCCGUGUGACGUCGCUCCAGAGAGAGGUGGACAGGCUGAGCCAAGCUCUGUCUAAAGUCCAUGAAGGAGAGGCCUGUCUCAGAGAGAAGACCCAGAACCUUUCACAGAGCCUCCAGGAGGCCACGGCUGCCCACAGCGCCACCCAGGGGCGCCUGGUCGCACUGCAGAAGACCCUGGGGCUGGCCGAGCAGGACCGCAGGCAUCUACAGGAACGAGUGGAUGGAGCGCGGGCCUCCCUGGCGGAGGGGAAGAGAGGCAUGGUGGCCCUCACUGAGCGAGUGCAGAGCCUUCAGACUGAGCUGACCCAGAGAGAGCUGAGACGAGGAGAGCUGGAGGCAGAGCUGGCCCACACACAGGAGGCCCUGCGUCAACGGUCCACAAGUCUGACAGAGGCCCAGCACAGUGCCCAGUCUGCCCAGGCAGAGAGAGCGACUGCAGAGGAGAGGCUGCGGGGGCUGCAGAGGGCCGUGGCCGUGCUGGAGACCGAGAAGAAAGAUGCGGAGAGACAGGCUGUCCGUCUGGAGAAGGACAAAAAUGCAUUGAGAAAUACACUGGACAAGGUGGAGCAUCAGAAGCUGAAGACUGAGGAGGGUAGCAUGCGUCUGUCUGCAGAGAAGGGCCGCCUGGAUCGCUCCCUCACCACCGCCGAGCAGGAGCUGCAGAACGCACAGAGACAGAUAGCACUGCUACAGGCCCAGCUGGCUGAGAUGGAGCAGUCCCACAGUGAGAGUGAGAGCUCUGUCCUCCAGCGUGACGAGGUGCUGUGUGAGGCGGAGAAGCUGAGGGUCGCCCAGAGGGAGUCAGAAAGGAUUCUGGCUGCCCGGGACAGAGCCCACCGCCACCGGGUCAAAGGCCUGGAGGAGCAGGUGUCCACUCUGAAGGAGCAGCUACAGCAGGAGAUGAGUCGUAGACAGCCCUCUCUACCCACCCUCAUAUCUGGGGGGAACUGAGCACUGAGCAGCGCUCCCUGUGUCCCUCCAUGGGUACUACAGCCCACUUACAGCUCCGGAACCAGCAUAACAUCAUCCGCUCCUCUGUGUUGACACACGCCUCUCCUCCUACUCAGGGGAUAGAAGUGUCAUCCAGUACAACAGGAAUGAGAUCUUAAUCUCUGCCAGUAUAUACAGUUGACCAGGGUUCCCUUCCACACACACACCAGCAUACAAAGGGAGAACAGUCUGAGUCACUGUUUGAGCACUAGGCAACAAAUUGAUCAGUCCUAUGAAGAAACUACUGUGCCGUCCAUCUUGCUACUAUUUGGUUGAGAUUGACCCAACUAGUUUGCCUGGACCAAUAGAUGGACACUAUUAUAUGUAGAGCACAUGAUGGGACCACAUGAGAUGAAGUAUUUAUGCACUAUAUGUGUGUACUGUUUGUGAUUUUAGAUGUGUGUGUACUGAACAAAAAUAUUCAUGCAACAAUUUCAAAGAUUUUAUUGGGUAACAGUUCAUAG